Messenger RNA from Thermochaetoides thermophila DSM 1495, 645 nucleotides. RefSeq lists its product as uncharacterized. Lineage: Eukaryota; Fungi; Ascomycota; Sordariomycetes; Sordariales; Chaetomiaceae. The transcript has a single exon. Bases 1 to 645 code for a protein of 214 amino acids. The record is from RefSeq and is a predicted model, not a curated record.
AUGGGGACAUUACCGACCUUGCCUAAGGAAGUAGAUGGAGAGAGUGGUUUUCUCACAGCCAGCGACGUUGAGCCCGAGGAGGCUGGCACCACACCUGGGACUGGAAACGGUAUUGUUAAGGGAGGGGUGGUCGUGACCGCGGACGGGAGCAGCACCAGCCCAUCUGGCCAAGGCCAAAUCGUCCACGUUAACGGCCUGCCUGUUGUGGUUUCUAAGAAGAUGUUGAAAGCUCGUCGGCUAGCUACUAGUCUUAAUAUCGCACACUCCCAGCCCAGAAUUCGACCUCCCUCCAUAUACAACGCCGUCAACCCAACAAUCAUCAACCCUGCGGUCCGAAGCCGCGCGAGCCUCCUCCUUUACCCCGGCCGACCCCUCACUCACACAACCCACACGCGCCUGAGCGUCAAGCAACUCGCAGCCGCGAAACAGAGACAAAAGCGAAAAAAGAAAGAGGAAGAGGCGGCUGAGAAAGCGAGGUUAGCCUACGCAAAAAGGUUUGAUAAGAAGAUUAGGGGGGAUAAGGUUGUGCAGGUGGAUUUUCGGAAGAGGGUUCGAUUGUGGAUGAAGGGGGUUCAGGCUGCUAUAGGGGAGGAGGGGUUCGGGGAGGUAGAGUUCGAUGGGGAGGGGUUGCCUAUUUAUCGGUAG